Entrophospora candida is the source of this 4587-nucleotide messenger RNA. The record is from the annotation of a GenBank genome assembly. NCBI's taxonomy places the organism in Eukaryota, Fungi, Glomeromycota, Glomeromycetes, Entrophosporales, Entrophosporaceae.
AUGGACACCAUUCUUUUCGUAGCCUUUAAUCAAGUAAUGCGAGGACAACAACCUGUCAGUAGUCUCAGUACUGUCUUCGAAAGUUUAACUACCAAUGAAAUUGAUACCAAUACGAUGAAAGAAACGAUGCUGGAUGUCAUAUGGUACCUUGAUUCAACAAUCUUGGAUGGUCAACAUAACACUAGCGACUUGAGAAAUAAACUUGCAACUAUUGCUAGAUAUAUUUUUGAUAAUCACAUAGUUGAUGCAAAGUUAAUAAAAACUCGGCUUGAUGUUUCACUAUUACACAAUGCUGGUCUUGUGGAUGAAUUUAAUUUUAACAAAAGAGCAGUUCGGAUCAACACUGCAAUACUAUACAAACAACAAAAGUACAACUUAAUGCGUGAAGAAUCCGAAGGGUACUCAAAAAUUGUUUGUGAACUGGCAUCAAAUUGCGAUCCCACCUUUACUGAUGAAAAUGAGAACGAUCGGAAUCAACGUGCAAACAGUUUACUUGAAUUAAUAAAGACAUUAAUAGGAUAUUUUCAUCUUGAUCCUAACAGAGUAUUAGACUUAAUACUUGAUGUCUUUGUUGUGCAUGUGAGAUCUCACCAUGCUUUUUUACUUCGUCUCUUGGAAUUAUCACCUUGGCAACCUUCUUCUUCAGCCGUUAUUGCAACAGCAUCAUCCACCAUUCAUGAAAUUAAAGAAGAUCAUUGGGAAAAUGAUCCCGGAAAUUCUUCUUGUGCUCAUCUACUUGGAUCAAAAUUCAAAUAUUAUCAAGUAAGCUUCACCACAACUGCUGGGGAUAAUGUUUUUCCUUCUUUAUAUGAAGUUUCAGCUUUGCUAAUUCAAAAAGGUUUCGUGCAAAUCAUUGAUCUUUAUCCUCACAUAAUAACGAAGGAUACAAGAGUGCAUGAAAUAGGAUUAGCAAAUGCUCUUCUUAGCAUUGGUGAUUUCUACCACGCUAAAUUCAUACUUUACCGAUUGGACACAAUACCUCAAUCACUUGCAAAGCCAUUGUGUGACAUUAUACAUGUUUCUAUUGUUGACAUACACAACUUGAUUGCCCCUCCUAUACCAAAACAGAAACCUCCUCCCUCCUUAUCUGGCUCAUGGUAUGGUCUUUGGCAUGAAGGUAUUCCAAAAUUCCAAUCAAAAGAUGAUAUUAUUACCGAAAGUGGUCGCGAACUCUUAAACCUUGCUUCACCUUGGCUAGGAAGUAAUAUUAUUUUAUUUUGUAAACUCUUAAGAAUAGCUCAUGCACAUCUAAAAGAGUCAGAGAAAGGGCCUAAUAGAAAGAUUGUUGAAAAUGCAUGGCAUGAUAUCAUACGAUCAGUUUUUCUACCCAGUGUUUCAUUACUAGUCACAAAUCCUGGUGUAGUUAACGAUUUUUGGCAACUGUUGAAUUAUUAUCCAUACGAAAUAAGAUAUGGUCUUUAUGGUGAAUGGAAAGAUAUGAAAACGAUCAAAGAUAAGAAACCUCAUCCUGCUCUAACCACUAGAGUCAAUGAAGUGAAACGUAAGACAAAGGGUAUCAUGAAAAGGAUAACUGAAGAAAAUUAUCGUCAAAAAGGUCGUGAAAUUGCUAAGGUGUCUCAUUCUAAUCCAAUAGUUGUAUUUGACAUAGUAUUAUAUCAAGUUCAAGCCUACCCAAAUCUAAUUAACCCAAUGGUGGAGGCCUGUAAAUAUUUGACUCCAUUGAGUUAUGAUGUCUUGACUUAUUUAAUUCUUUCGAUUUUGGCUGAUAAAAAAGACAAAAUCAAAGAUGAUAAAUUAAAUGUUAGCGAUUGGCUACAACAUUUGGCUCAAUUUUGUGGUAACAUUUGUCGUAAAUACAACACAAUGGAUCUAAAAAGUAUACUACAAUAUGUAGUAAAUCAACUUAAAUGCAACGAACCAAAAGAUUUAAUAGUUCUCUCGCAGCUAAUAUCUACAAUGUCUGGAAUUGAACCCACUGGGAUACCAUCGGAUAUGGAAGUCACAUUGAUGGGUGGUGGUGAGCAUCUCAGAAACAUAAAGUUGUAUAAUCGUACCAUUGAAAAAAAUACUCGUCGUAGUUCUGCAAGACUUGCCAAGACACUGAUUGAGGCUGGCUUGACAGUGUCGAUAGCUGUACUGAUCGCUCAACUAACUCAAGUGGUGCCAUACAGUUCAGUACUCACCGAUUUUACAGAGACUUCAGCUGAUCUUAAAAUAGCUGGUCAUCAGAUUGAUAAUUAUCGAAGCAUAUACAUUCAGUAUAUUGAUUUUCUUGCACUGAAUAUUAGAAGCGAAGAGUACAGUAAUAUGAUACCAUUGAUAGUUGAAUUAUGUACUGAAUAUGAUUUACAACCUGAAUUUGCCUUCAGUAUACUACGACCAAAAUUAAAAUAUAUGAUCAAGCAACAAAGUUCAUUGGAUCAAAUGGAAGUUGAUGGAGAACCAAAUGUAUGGGAGCCUUCAUUAAGAGAUUUUAUUAAAGAAGUAAAAGAAAUACAUCCACCACAUGUGUGGACUGGCAUAAGUCCAACUUUUUACACAACUUUCUGGCAACUUUCUUUAUAUGACAUAGAAUGCCCCAAUGAUGAAUAUAUAAAAUCAAAAAAUGAAACAAUUGCAUUAUCUAGUGAUAAAAGACCCAGAGAUAAAGAUAAACUUUUAUCAAUGGCUAAAUCAUUAGAUUCUGAACGUAAAGCACAUUUAGAUCAUGUUGAAAAUAUAAGGCAACGUUUAAAGAGAGAAAAAGAUCAUUGGUUUUCCGGUCAAUUUUCUAAUCGGCAAGAUAUCAUUACACAAUUCUGGCAAUAUUGUCUAUUCCCACGUUUACUGUUAUCAGCUGACAAUGCAAUAUUUGCAGAUCAAGUACAACCAAUAACUUUCACUUGUACUGAGACAGAAGCUCGUAAUUAUGGUCGAUUCCUACACACAGUUUUGAAAUAUUUGAGUUCUUUACAUAGAGAUCAAAAAUCAUAUGAGGCCUAUGGUAAAGGAAAAGGUAUUCCUGGUUUCCAAAUGAAAUGGAGUUCACAGGUUCGACAACCAACUAAUAUUGCAGAAACCGAUUUACUUCAAUACGAAGAUUUUAGACGUGUUUUUUAUAAAUGGCAUUCAAAACUUUUGAAGGCUUUUGAACAAUGUCUAACUUCUGAAGAAUAUAUAUCACUCCGGAAUGCAAUGAUUGUUCUGAAUCAUAUUGUUGCGCAUUUUCCAGCUGUUGAAACUAUUGGCAAAAAAAUUACUAGUUUUAUUGAAAAUAUAGUUCAACAUGAAGAAAGUCCUGAUAAUUAUAAUCAAAGACCAGAUAUCAAAAUACUGGCAAAAAGUUAUUUAGGAAAGUUGUCUGUGGCAAAAAAAUCAUGGUUGCCAAUGAAACAGUUUCAAACGCCAAAACAAACUGCUAAUAACAUUACAAAUGGCAACAUUAACAACGUAAAUGCCAACGCCAACAAUUCUACAUCUACAUCUGCAACUGCAACAUCUCCUAAUCAUAAUGCCAAUAGUAGUAGUAGUAAUGCAAAUGUUUCAACUCCAAAAUCAAUUCAUGGAGAUCAUCCACAUAGCUCAUUGAAUUCUCCAAAUGCUGGGACAUCAAGAUCAAGUCCUCUAAUUAUGCAACACACUUCACAUUCAUCACCUCGUGCACCUAACAGUAGAACUGAUAGUCCUCGUCGACAAAUUCAUCCUUUACCUGAUAAACCAAAGCAAAAGGAACGUGAAAAGGAACGUGAAAGAGAUCGUGCUGAUCGCGAUAGAGAUCGUGCCAGAGAGAAAAAAGGUGAAACAUAUAGUGACCGAGAAAAAGAUAAAGAUAUAGUUAAAAAGAUUGAUCAUCAUGAUCGGGAAAAAGACUUAAAAAAGAAUAACAACGAUUACCAUGAACGUGAGAAAGAAAGGACAAGGGAAAUUAAAGAUAGGAUGAAACAACCAGAAAUGUCACGAAGUGAAGUCGAAAAAAAAGAUAGAGAAUUACAGAAAUCUGGUAAAGAUCGUACGAUGAUUGAUGAUCGUAGCAAAAGGAUGGAGCAUCAUCAACAACGUAUUAAAGAUCGUGAUAUAAGAGAUCAUGAUAGAAUGAAGGAUAAAGAAAGGGAUAAUAAACGUGAGGAUAAUAGACGCGAAGAUAAAAAAGAUAAAAAUAAGGAGAGAGAGCGUAGUAGAGAUCCAGAAAGAGAGAGGGAACGUAUUCGGGAGGAAGAUAGGGAAAGGGAGAGGAUACAGGAUAGAGAACGUCAUCGUGCUGAUCAAGGUCGAAGACGUCAUCUUGAUGAACCCAAUCCAAGACGUGGUAGAAAGAUAUAUUCCGAUUAUGACAUGCAAGAGCGUAUCCCUAGAGACGAAAGAGAAAUGAUGGCAAUGAGUAUGAGAGAUGAUCGAGAUCGUAAAAGAGUUUUUGAACGUGACGAUGACCCAGAUAUCAUGUUAAAAAAGCCUAAAAUUAAUCAAGAAGGUAUGCCACCUCCUAAUAUGAUGGGACCUAGUAGGGGACCAGUAAAAUUAAAUCGUACUGUGGAACAUAUUAAUGAAUUAUUACAACCACUUCCAGGUCCAGCUCCAAGCGUAGGGAAUAUUGGUAAAAGAGGCGGCAGCGAAAAAUACAGAAGAAGAAAUAAUAACAACUAUAAUUAA